This is a messenger RNA of Oryzias melastigma (Indian medaka), 4452 nucleotides long. It is a transcript of the gene map3k2, whose product is annotated as mitogen-activated protein kinase kinase kinase 2. The record is from RefSeq and is a predicted model, not a curated record. Gene Ontology annotation, molecular function: protein binding; protein kinase activity; ATP binding. The transcript has 17 exons. Gene Ontology annotation, biological process: protein phosphorylation. The coding region runs from base 379 to 2328 and encodes 649 amino acids. Lineage: Eukaryota; Metazoa; Chordata; Actinopteri; Beloniformes; Adrianichthyidae.
UUGUUUUUCCGUGUAACUUGAUUCAGCUACAGGGUCAACGCCGAGCCAAGCUACCGUUAACCAAGGUGUAAAGUGCAGCGAAAUGAGAGGCGUCGAUUAAACGGGCCUUUCGCUCGCGCACGGACACGGAGAGGCGUCCCCGGACGAGCAGAGAAUCCGUCGUCCCGGUCGCAGACGCGGAAAGCGCUGGGGGUGAAGCGGCAGCCGUCGGGCCUCGUUGUCGUGGCCCAGCAGGACUCGCGUGAAGUUAAGAGCGGACUGCCAAACUUCUGCUUCCUCCAGCGGCUCUCCGCAGGGCCCGGGGCUCCUGUCGCCGGCCCUGUGGAUGAGUAGCUGGACCUCGGUGCACGCAGCCCGCAGGAGGAAGGAAUCCCUUUGAUGGGAGAGUCCUCUUUCCUGGCCUCCUGGGUCAGCCGCCGUGCCAUGAUGAUGGAUGAGCAGGAGGCCCUGAACUCGAUCAUGCAGGACUUGGCCGAACUGCACCGCUCCAGCCGUCCCGCCACAUUCCUGUCGGAGUUGGGAAAACCCAAAACGUCUUCACCCAAGAACCAGAACGAUGUGAGGGUGAAGUUUGAAUUCAGAGGGGAGAAAAGGAUCCUGCAGUUUCCUCGACCCGUCAAGCUAGAGGACCUGAAGACGAAAGCGAAAGUGGCCUUUGGUCAGGCGAUGGGCCUCCAUUAUUCCAACAACGAGUUACUGAUCCCACUGGCGACCCAGGACGACCUGGAAAAGGCCGUGGAGCUGCUGGAUCGCAGCGUUCACAUGAAGAGCCUGAAGAUCCUCCUGGUGCAGAUCUUCUCACAGAACUCCCCCGCCUCCAACAUGGACCUCCUUCCAUCCCACGAGGAGCUGGAUAACACAGGCUUCGGGGUUGCAGACCAGAAGAGCAUGCUGUCUCUGAUUGGUCAUUCAGGCUCCCACUCGAGCGACCGAAGCUCCCCUCCCCCUGGAUACAUUCCCGACCCUCUUCCCCAGGUGGCGCGAAACGGCUCCUUCACCAGCAUCAACAGCGAGGGAGAGUUCAUUCCUGAGAGUAUGGACCCGAUGUUCGAUCCCUUGUCCAUGAGCAGUCCGGAGAAUUCCGCAUCAGGAAGCUGUCCGUCUUUAGACAGCCCGCUGGACGGGGAAUACCCAAAGUCCCGGAUGCCUCGAGCUCAGAGUUACCCGGACAACCACCAGGACUUCACUGAGUCCGACAUUCCUGUGUUUGAGAAGUCCGGGAAAGGAGGGACGUAUCCCCGGAGAUACGGCAUUCCCUACGGCUUUCAGGACUACAGCGACGGACGGAAAACUUUCCCGCGAGCUCGCCGGACGCAGGUCCACAACUUCCGCUCGCCCGUCAGCUUCAGUCCCACGGAGCAGUCCCCCAGCACCAGCAGCGGCAGCAGCGUCUUCACCCCCGACCUGGAGGACGCCCCCGGCCCCGCCAGGAGGCGGAGAGGCAGCGACAUCGAGCCAGCGACCAACCCCUCAGGGGGCCCCACCCUCUCCGUCAUGGACAUCAGCCCGCCCAGUCGCUCUCCGCGCGCCCCCACCAACUGGCGCCUAGGAAAGCUUCUUGGACAGGGGGCGUUUGGGCGGGUGUACCUUUGCUACGACGCAGACACCGGGCGGGAGUUGGCGGUCAAACAAGUCCAGUUUGACCCGGAGAGUCCGGAAACCAGCAAGGAGGUGAGCGCGUUAGAGUGCGAGAUCCAGCUCCUGAAGAACCUGUGCCACGACCGAAUCGUCCAGUACUACGGCUGCCUGCGGGACACCAUGGAGCGGACGCUCUCCAUCUUCAUGGAGCACAUGCCAGGAGGUUCCAUCAAGGACCAGCUGAAGUCGUACGGAGCGCUGACGGAAAACGUGACGCGCCGAUACACCCGGCAAAUCCUGGAGGGGGUGUCAUACUUGCACAGCAACAUGAUUGUGCACCGAGACAUCAAAGGGGCCAACAUCCUGCGGGACUCCGUAGGGAACGUGAAGCUAGGAGACUUCGGCGCCAGCAGGCGGCUGCAGACCAUCUGCUUGUCGGGGACCGGCAUCAAGUCUGUGACCGGGACCCCCUACUGGAUGAGCCCGGAGGUGAUCAGCGGGGAAGGCUACGGCAGGAAGGCCGACAUCUGGAGUGUCGGCUGCACCGUGGUGGAGAUGCUAACUCAGCGACCUCCGUGGGCGGAGUUCGAAGCCAUGGCGGCCAUCUUCAAAAUCGCCACGCAGCCCACAAACCCUGAGCUGCCCGUGCACGUGUCGGACCACUGCCGCGAGUUCCUGAGGCGGAUCUUUGUAGAGACCAAGCAGCGCCCGUCUGCUGAUGAGCUACUGAGGCACAUCUUCGUUCAUUAGCACCUUCAGUCCUCCAGAACUGCCAAACGUGUCGAAGCAGAAGGGGCGGGGCCCCGGGUGGUACCGCCCCCCUCGGAUUCGAGGCUGCCUUGGACAGGCGAGGGGGCGUGUGCUCCUCCGUCUCUGUACGAGACUGCAGACAUUUUUAUUUAGGUUUUCCUGCAACGUGCACCUUAAUUUCUGAAACGUGGAGUUCGGGGGCGAGCCCCUCCCCUCUGAAGCGGUGAAGCAACUCUUUGGAAACGCCCCCCCCUUUUUUUUUUCCAUGUUUGUACGGUUUCUCAAAGUCGGUGUGGUGGACCUGCAGGAGGUGAAGCCCUGUCCCCUCAUCUCGCCGACCCGACCCAGAAUGUAGUCUCCUGCCAAACCCCCGAGAGCGCCGCUGCCGCCUACCCGCUGCUAAAGACGACGCCACCCCGAGCCGCUGACGACGCUCGCCGGCACCCCAACCCCACCCUCCGUCUGACCUUCCUCGUCUUCGCCGCGUGCCUUUUUUCUGUUUCAGGGCCGGUCUCGGUCGCUCCUCCCGGAUGAUCUGCCUUCACGCCAUUUUGCCCAGAAACAAACCAGCCGGUUUCAGUUCAGCCUCAUGUCCAUGUAUGCCUCGUUUUUGUCUUUUUGGAACUAGAGAACCGCGGUUCUUCAAAGCUCUGCUCGCCUCUCACUGCUGGAAACCAAAACCCUUUCAAGACUUCAUUCAGAAGACUAUCAGGGCGUGAAGCAGAUGAACGUCUCAAAGGUUUGUGGAAACCCAGAACCUCUGACAGCUCUCCUCGUCUCCUGUUAGCCUUCUGGCACUCCACUUGAAGAUGUUUACAGGAUCUUGCAUCAUGACUCCAUAUCGCAGCCUUUAUCAUUUUUGUUUGCAAACUUCACCAACCGACAGUCCAGAAGCAUCGCUGCAGUUUUUAUAAAUACUUUCUCUUCACCUCUCUGGUGUUUCUUCUGUGCAAUCAGCAGAUUUUAGGAGUAACGGUACAAAAAAUAAUGUUUUUCCUCCGAUUAUUUUAAUGAUCUUCUUGGUACGUGUUUGCUGCUGCUGUUUCCUCCGUGUCCACUAGGUGUCGAUGACGAGUUGUACUCCACAGAUUGCUCCUUUCAGGCUGUGAUGAAGUGGAUUUCCGAGAGCACUUACGAGUCCGCUUGGCCGGUGAAUGCAAACUGUAUUUUUAGUUUGAUUUUCCAAAGCAAGUUCCCCCAAAAAUAAUAAAAAAACGUCGUUCUUUGACGCCUCCGAGGCGGCCCACUUUAACAGUCCGGUACAGGCGGGGCGCAGACGCUCCACCUUUGAUCCCACGAUGCACUAUGGAUGACUCACUGAUGCUUUCUUACGGCUGCCUAACAGCUGUCGGAGGCAGCUCGGUUCAGCCACCUUUUCUUUGCACAUUUAAAGACUGUUUUUAUUUUUACUGUGCGCGCGCGUGUGUGUGUGUGCGUAUGUGUGUUUGAGUGUCCAGCUAACUUUUACUGAAUGUAAUGUGUCAUAUUUACCAUCAGGUGGCCUGGUUUCACCACAGUGGAUUAACUCUUGGUUCCAGUAUUUGCCACCUGCAGGUACAUCUGUAGUUCUCUCUGUAGCCGCUGCUGCCAUUCCUGUGUGUAAGUGUGUGUGUAUGUGUGUUGAUGUGCAUUUACUGCACUUUGCUCAUUGGUCACUGCGCCCGUGAGCAUUCUGAUCAUAGGGGGAGGCGUCAGGACUUUAAAAUUAUGAUUAAAAUAAAAAAGUAAAAAAAAAUAAAUGAUCUAAAUAAUAAAAAAAAAUCAAAUGUAUCUUUUUUUUGUUGUUUUUAAAAGAAAAGUACUCUUAUAUCCCACACGUUUGGUCUGUGUAUUGUAAAAGAAGCCAUGUUUAUAAUUCUAAUUGGUUUGUGACCAAUAUGCCUGUUUAUAUCAGAUCUGUAUAUCAGUGGUACGCAUAAUUUUUUAAUAUAUAUUUUUAUUUUGCUUUCGUUUUGUAAAUGGGAGAUUUCAUGCAUGGUUGGGUCCAGAGAGACACAGCGGUGCUGUUGAACGGUUGCUAUUUUUGGACAAAUUCCUGGAGCGUUGCGACAACUCCGGGUCGAUAAUUACAUCAGUUAUGAAUACGAUGAUGAAAACAAUAAAAGAUAUUUAUUUCACAUGAAA